Messenger RNA from Indicator indicator, 5092 nucleotides. It is a transcript of the gene FAM168B, whose product is annotated as family with sequence similarity 168 member B. The coding region runs from base 54 to 641 and encodes 195 amino acids. Lineage: Eukaryota; Metazoa; Chordata; Aves; Piciformes; Indicatoridae. The transcript has 7 exons. The record is from RefSeq and is a predicted model, not a curated record.
GCCAGCGACGGCCGGGCCGCCACCACGAAGCGCCGCAGCCCGUUACUGAAAUCAUGAAUCCUGUGUAUAGCCCUGGAUCUUCUGGGGUUCCCUAUGCAAAUGCCAAAGGAAUUGGUUAUCCAGCUGGCUUCCCAAUGGGCUAUGCAGCGGCUGCUCCUGCCUAUUCCCCUAAUAUGUAUCCUGGAGCAAAUCCUACCUUCCAAACAGGUUAUACACCAGGCACUCCAUAUAAAGUAUCUUGUUCACCCACCAGUGGAGCAGUGCCACCAUAUUCUUCAUCACCGAAUCCCUACCAGACUGCUGUGUACCCAGUUCGAAGUGCCUAUCCACAGCAGAAUCCGUAUGCACAGCAAGGCACUUACUACACACAGCCUUUAUAUGCAGCACCACCCCACGUAAUUCACCACACCACAGUUGUGCAACCCAACGGCAUGCCAGCAACCAUGUAUCCUGCUCCGAUUCCGCCUCCACGAGGAAAUGGUGUGACCAUGGGGAUGGUGGCUGGGACUACUAUGGCAAUGUCAGCAGGUACUUUGUUGACAACUCAUUCCCCAACUCCAGUAGCCCCUCAUCCAGUUACUAUGCCCACAUACCGGGCUCCAGGAACACCAACCUAUAGUUAUGUGCCCCCACAGUGGUGAUCAUCCUGGCAGUCAGUGUUUGAAGAUGGGAGAUAUGCAAUCAAGAAAUUGAGGUUUAAAAGUUGGUGCUGAAGCCCUCAUGCCUCCAACCAGGACUUUUCUUCUGAAUGCUUUCAACACUUGGCUAAACACUACUAAUUCCUGAUCACAGAAGAUUUUUCCAGUGCUGCAUAUCUUACAUCUUGGAACUCCAGCAGUUAGUCUUAAAGCAAACCCUGUUUUGUGGACUGUCUUGCAAUUUUUUAGCUAAUUAUAACGAUAAAAAGGGAGUAUAAAUUUAUUCUGAUCCAUAUCUAGUUGAAUGCAUGUUAAAAACACAAAAACAAAGCUUGCUCAAUCUACCUGCAGUGACUGAUGCAAAAACCAUCAUAUGCAAAUCCAAAGGAACCGAAAAGUAUUUUACAACUUGUAUCACUAAUGCACUGUUGUAAUGUAUGCAGGGUCUUAAAAGGUAGAACCAUAGAAGUGAAUUUCUUUAUAGAAUACCACAAUAUACAUUAGAUAAGUACUUCAGCCUUUUUCAGGUUGAUGGAGUUGCCAGUUUAAAAGGGGCAUAUUUUUGUGUAAGUGAUGUAUUCUUUCCAAAUUCAACUACUAAAUUGGAGUGACUGGAAAGUGAGUCAGACAAGCUGUAGAAGUCCCACACAUGAUUAGUUUACUUCAUACCUUUUCAUUUUCAUUAUAUGGAUUCAGUGUUAUACAGAUGUUCUUAAGGAUCAGAAUGAAAUUACAAUGGAAAUGCUAUGUGUGCCAGUAAAUAAAGCAAACUUCCUUGAGGCAAAACUGGCUCUUAGGAACAGUAGGAGGUGACAUCACCUGCGUUAUGAAGUGCAUGUCCUGGGGGAGAUACAUCCAGUACUAUCUUCCAUAUGAUGCAAGAUGUGUCAAAGUGAGACUGCCAGACAGACUGAUAGAAAAACACUUUCUUUUAGUUCUCAGUUCAGGAAAUAUGUGCUGUUUUUCCUAAAGGAUGUUGUAGUCAGUUAAAAAUGUAUGUGCAGUUGAUCCAGCUUGCUUUCCUAAAACUAAAGCUUUCUACAACAAACAUGAGGAGUUCAGCUGCAUGUUAUUUUGAGGAAAGCAUGUCUGCCUGAUGAGUAUGUUAAAAGGGAACAAAUCAUUUUAACACAAUUUCCUUAUGAGCUACCUGCAGUAUGGACUAUGGAUAUGCUGUAGUAGGGCUGCCAGAAUAUAGAGGUUUCAAAUAGCUGGUUUUUUGGGUUUUUUUUUUCUCCUGAAAAUGUUUGUAAGUGAAGUAGGAGACAUUUGCUGGUUAUGGCAUUUUGAUGUCUUGUCUUAGUAUUUUCUUUUUUUACAUCCUAAAUUGCACUUGGAAGCACAUAAAAUAAGACUUGACUGUAGAUCAGCAUUUCAUUGCAAUGAGUCAUUUCUGAUAUUCUUUCUUGAAACUUCAAUUUUUAAAAAGUACCUCAAAGCAAAUGCUGUGGUGAUAAAGGGCUAGCCUUAGAAUCCAUUUCUAUACCAAAAUUGUUAUGGGGGAAAUUUUAAAUUUUUAAAUUUGAAUAUUGCACACAAAAUCAAGGUUUUUGUUAAACCUGCUUGACUUACAACUCCAGAAAGAUGCGAUCUUCUUUUUUUGGAUACGUUCUGCUUGCAAUAAAUUAUGCAGUUAAUGGUUAUAAAAUGUUGUUCCCUUUUAAGUGUUUCCACAGAAAUAUAUCAGGCUGUAUUGUUCUUGUAGGUUAACUUCCAUUCAGAAGUAAAAUGUUUAGAUUCUGUAUCUAGCUAGGCUUUGUUCUGGGGUGUUCUGCGCCUAUACAAAUUUGGCAGCUGCUUCAGGCUAGCAUCAGUGUCGAUUUACUGCUGCCAUUCCAGUACUCUGCCCUGGUGGGAGGCUUACAUACCUUCAUACAUAACCCAUUGGUGGUUAGAGCCUUCAGUAACUUUAUUUUUUACAGUAAGCACUCUCCAUAUUUUGUACUUCCUUUUUUUUAUUGUUUAAUAAAGUUUAGGUUUGUUUUGCAUGAAUCACUGUCAGUGGACGGCCCCCUUAUUUCUAAUGCCUUGAACAUAACUAUAUUGGUGGGAUAAGUACUUUAAACCUUACUCAUAAGCACUUACUGCAGCUUAGAGAUUUCCGUAUGUUUUUAUAGGGAGCAGAAAAUGACCCCAGACAAACUUGUUUGAAUCUGUUCUGCUUCGUUCAAGUCUGUGUAACAAUUCCAUUUGUGUAGUAGAUGUGCAGCUGUGAUUAGUCAGGUGUGCCAGAGACCACAGUGAACAGACAUAGGCCAUUUGUCCAUUUUUGCCUGUGGAGAGUGACCUUUUGUUGUCUUGGCAUGGUUUUAACAAAGAGCUGAGGAAUGAAACAGUGCUAUGUUGGGGAGAAGCUAUAAAGAACAAGCUCAAAGCUGUGCUGUCUCCUAUCUCACCACUUGAUAAACUAAAGCUCUGAAAAUCAUAGGAGAGAACUUUCAUGAGUGCUGCAAUAGAUAAAUAGGUAAGGAAUGAAUAUAACUUCCUAUAUAUUUGCUCUGACUUCAGAUUCCUAAAUGUCACCUCGGAACUGGUCUCUGUAUAAUACUCCAUAACAUUUAGGCAGUCUCACUUAACUUGAGCACUUUUUUUUUUUCCGAAGUUGCAUUAUGGGAUUCAUCCACAGGGGGGAAAUGGAACCUUUUUUAAAAGGUAUGCAUGCACCUUCCAGUUCUGAUCCAUUGUAGUCUACUGGGAAGGUGGAGCAUGUCUCCAAUUGUUGAUAUGGAAAGUAACCAAAAGCACAGUGCAAGGGGUCGGGGGGGGGGAUAUGUGUAUAUAUAACUAUCUUAAUGUUAAUGUUGCAAAUAGUAGAAAGCAUGGAUAUAAAACUGCAGUGGGGGAACUGUACAUCGUUAAAUAGGCGUUUACACAGUGAGGGUCUUAGGAAACAUUCUCUCCUGCUUUUUAUAUAACAUUCCCUGUUUAGAAUUCCUUUAUAAAUAAAUGCGCAGUAUGUGUUUGCACUAGUGCUCCUCAGCAAAUGAAAAGAGCUAGUGCAGUAGAGACAUUUCAAGCUUCUCUUUAAAGAAAAAAAAUUAAAAAAAGAGAAAAAAAAACACACAUAAAAAAACAAAACAAAACUUUUAUGGCAGCUUUAUAUGAUUAAAAUAAAGUACUACUUUGAACCUGGAACUGAAAAUAACUUGCAGCAAUAACAAAAAGAAGUCAAAGAUGAUUUUUUUCUUUUUUAAUUCGAAUUUCAGGUGUUGAGUUUAUCUAAAGUAUUUUUAAAAAACUGAGGUAUUCCCUAUGUCAGAAACAACAGAUAAGAAUGUCUUUAAAUGUAGCAGCAGCAAAAGAAAUGGCUAAUAACUGGCACCAAAAUGUGUAGCCCUAGUCAGUGGUGUGGUGGUUAACAAAACACUAGGAGGGAAAACAGAACCUACUACUAGAUCUUGCUUGUGCGUGUUGUAACCAUUUCCUGCUUGGAAUUUCUAGGAGGCGUAACGGAAUGCUGUUGAAGAAAGCUUCUUUUUGAGUGUACUAUGCAAGUUAAAUGCUUUUAUGCAGUGGUAGACAAGAAAAAAAAUCCUCCAGCUUAGUUGAAGUCCUUCCUUGUACUGCUUCAUCAACUAAAAACCAAACUACCACAACCACCUGUAAGUGCCACCAUGUCUUAGUGUUGUCUGAGAAUAGUUCAUGGUACAGAGUUGUAUACCAGGGUACUCAACAUUGACUACUCUCUAUGGAGUUGUGGCUUCACUGCUGCUUGGGCAGUAAUGCCACUUAGCGUGUCUGAGCAAGAGAUGGUCAGAACUGACUUGGAGUCACUCUUCUCUGCUUAAGCACAGCAUUAUACACCAUUUGUUUGAGUCUGGAACAUAUUUUUGCUUGAAUAGGUAAGCACAGCAAUCCAAUGCCACCACUUAACUCUUACACUUGUGCCAGAGUAGUAAAUACCACAUGUGUGUGAAACCUCCUAUGAUGGGAAAAUGAACAAUAGUGACGCUUCAGGUGGAGGUUGUGGGAAACAGGACAGAAGCUGUGGCUGUCAUGGUAAUUUGCAGUUGCUGGGGUGUGGUUUGUGUUGUAGCCGGUAGGAAAUGGGCAUGAUCCUUACCGGGCUGUCUCCAGCAGGUGUCACUGGCCACCCUCGGCCUGUGCCGAGGGUCAGAAGCCAUCCAUUAAUCAUCACCUCCGAGUGCAUGUGAAUACCUGUUCAAAAAAUGUAAAGGUUUAAGCUCAUUCAGAUUGUUCUUGUAACUAAGUGUCAGCUUUCUAAUCCUGUAUUUUAUCAACUCUAAGCUUCCUGCAGAGACCCCCAGAUAGGGUGAAGUAGAAAUACCAGUAAGCAGGAACAACUGCAGCAGGGUUACAGUAGUUUUGUGCAUCCAGCCUUGCCAAGAGUCAAGGGCAUUCAGAGACUUCCUUUGAAGUAGCAAGGACUGACUCUUUCAGCAGGCUGCAUUAUGCCUUGGGUUUGGGGGCUGUUGAAGGAAAAGGAGAGGUGU